CUGCACUGCGGUGUUUCCCGCGCGGGCUAUCCCAGUUCGCGGGCGUACGGCGCGGCCUUUCUAACAGGCGCCGGGGCCGCCACGGUCAUGGGUUUCCUGAAGCUGAUUGAGAUCGAGAACUUUAAGUCGUACAAGGGUCGGCAGAUUAUCGGACCAUUUCAGAGGUUCACCGCCAUCAUUGGACCCAAUGGCUCUGGUAAGUCAAAUCUCAUGGAUGCCAUCAGCUUUGUGUUGGGUGAGAAAACCAGCAACCUGCGGGUAAAGACCCUGAGGGACCUGAUCCAUGGAGCUCCUGUGGGCAAGCCAGCUGCCAACCGGGCCUUUGUCAGCAUGGUCUACUCUGAGGAGGGUGCUGAGGACCGCACCUUUGCCCGUGUCAUUGUUGGGGGCUCCUCUGAGUACAAGAUCAACAACAAAGUGGUCCAGCUACAUGAGUACAGUGAGGAAUUAGAGAAGUUGGGCAUUCUUAUCAAAGCUCGUAACUUCCUCGUCUUCCAGGGUGCUGUGGAAUCUAUUGCCAUGAAGAACCCCAAAGAGAGGACAGCUCUUUUUGAAGAGAUCAGUCGCUCUGGGGAGCUGGCCCAGGAAUAUGACAAGCGAAAAAAGGAAAUGGUGAAAGCUGAAGAGGACACGCAGUUUAAUUACCAUCGCAAAAAAAACAUCGCAGCUGAACGCAAGGAGGCCAAACAAGAAAAAGAAGAGGCUGACCGCUACCAGCGCCUGAAGGAUGAGGUGGUGCGAGCUCAGGUACAGUUGCAACUUUUCAAACUUUAUCAUAAUGAAGUGGAAAUUGAGAAGCUCAACAAAGAACUGGCCUCUAAGAACAAGGAGAUCGAGAAGGACAAGAAGCGCAUGGACAAGGUAGAGGAUGAGCUGAAGGAGAAGAAGAAGGAGCUGGGCAAAAUGAUGCGGGAACAGCAGCAGAUUGAGAAGGAGAUCAAGGAGAAGGACUCAGAGCUGAACCAGAAGCGGCCUCAGUACAUCAAAGCCAAGGAGAAUACCUCCCACAAAAUCAAGAAGCUGGAAGCAGCCAAGAAGUCCCUACAGAAUGCUCAGAAGCAUUACAAGAAGCGUAAAGGUGACAUGGAUGAGCUAGAAAAGGAGAUGCUGUCAGUGGAGAAAGCCCGGCAGGAGUUUGAGGAACGGAUGGAAGAGGAGAGUCAGAGUCAGGGCAGAGAUUUGACCCUGGAGGAGAAUCAGGUGAAGAAAUAUCACCGGUUGAAAGAAGAAGCCAGCAAGAGAGCAGCUACCCUGGCGCAGGAGCUUGAGAAGUUCAAUCGAGACCAGAAGGCCGACCAGGACCGGCUGGAUCUGGAAGAGCGGAAGAAAGUAGAGACAGAGGCCAAGAUCAAGCAAAAGCUGAGGGAGAUUGAAGAGAAUCAGAAGCGGAUUGAGAAACUGGAGGAAUACAUCACAACUAGCAAGCAGUCCCUCGAGGAGCAGAAGAAGCUAGAGGGGGAGCUGACAGAGGAGGUGGAGAUGGCCAAGCGGCGAAUUGAUGAGAUCAAUAAGGAGCUGAACCAGGUGAUGGAGCAGCUGGGGGAUGCACGCAUUGACCGCCAGGAGAGCAGCCGCCAACAGCGAAAGGCAGAAAUUAUGGAAAGCAUCAAGCGCCUGUACCCUGGCUCUGUGUACGGCCGCCUCAUUGACCUCUGCCAGCCCACACAAAAGAAGUAUCAGAUUGCAGUAACCAAGGUUUUGGGUAAGAACAUGGAUGCCAUUAUCGUGGACUCGGAGAAGACAGGCCGGGACUGUAUUCAGUAUAUCAAGGAGCAGCGUGGGGAGCCUGAGACCUUCUUGCCUCUUGAUUACCUGGAGGUGAAACCUACAGAUGAGAAACUCCGGGAGCUGAAGGGGGCCAAGCUGGUGAUUGACGUUAUUCGCUAUGAGCCACCUCACAUCAAAAAGGCCCUGCAGUACGCUUGUGGCAAUGCCCUUGUCUGUGACAAUGUGGAGGAUGCCCGCCGCAUUGCCUUUGGAGGCCACCAGCGCCACAAGACAGUGGCACUGGAUGGUACCCUGUUCCAGAAGUCAGGGGUGAUCUCUGGCGGGGCUAGUGAUCUGAAGGCCAAGGCCCGGCGCUGGGAUGAGAAAGCAGUAGACAAGUUGAAAGAGAAGAAAGAGCGGUUGACAGAAGAGCUGAAGGAGCAGAUGAAGGCAAAGCGGAAAGAGGCAGAACUACGUCAGGUGCAGUCUCAGGCCCAUGGACUGCAGAUGCGGCUCAAGUACUCACAGAGUGACCUAGAACAGACCAAGACACGACAUCUGGCCCUGAAUCUGCAGGAAAAGUCCAAGCUGGAGAGUGAGCUAGCGAACUUUGGGCCUCGAAUCAAUGAUAUCAAGAGGAUCAUCCAGAGUCGAGAGAGGGAAAUGAAAGACUUGAAGGAGAAGAUGAACCAGGUAGAGGAUGAGGUAUUUGAAGAGUUUUGUCGGGAGAUUGGUGUGCGCAACAUCCGGGAGUUUGAGGAAGAGAAGGUGAAGCGGCAGAAUGAAAUCGCCAAGAAGCGUUUGGAGUUCGAGAAUCAGAAGACUCGCUUGGGCAUCCAAUUGGAUUUUGAAAAGAACCAACUGAAGGAGGACCAGGAUAAAGUACACAUGUGGGAGCAGACAGUGAAAAAAGAUGAAAAUGAGAUAGAAAAGCUCAAGAAGGAGGAACAAAGACACAUGAAGAUCAUAGAUGAGACCAUGGCCCAGCUACAAGACCUGAAGAAUCAACACCUGGCCAAGAAGUCAGAGGUGAAUGACAAGAACCAUGAGAUGGAGGAGAUUCGUAAGAAACUGGGGGGCGCCAACAAGGAAAUGACCCAUUUACAGAAGGAGGUAACAGCCAUUGAGACCAAGCUUGAACAGAAACGCAGUGACCGCCACAACCUGCUACAGGCCUGCAAGAUGCAGGACAUCAAGUUGCCACUGUCUAAGGGCACCAUGGACGAUAUUAGUCAGGAAGAGGGUAGCUCCCAGGGGGAGGAUUCAGUGAGUGGCUCCCAACGAACUUCCAAUAUCUAUGCACGAGAGGCCCUCAUCGAGAUUGACUACGGCGACCUGUGUGAGGAUCUGAAGGAUGCCCAGGCCGAGGAGGAGAUCAAGCAGGAGAUGAACACACUGCAGCAGAAGCUGAAUGAGCAGCAGAGUGUGCUCCAGCGUAUUGCUGCCCCCAACAUGAAGGCCAUGGAAAAGCUGGAAAGUGUCCGAGACAAGUUCCAGGAAACCUCAGACGAAUUUGAGGCAGCCCGAAAGCGAGCCAAGAAGGCCAAGCAGGCAUUUGAACAGAUCAAGAAGGAGCGCUUUGACCGCUUCAAUGCCUGUUUUGAAUCAGUGGCCACCAACAUUGAUGAGAUCUACAAGGCCCUGUCCCGUAACAGCAGUGCCCAGGCAUUCCUGGGCCCUGAGAACCCCGAGGAGCCCUACUUGGAUGGCAUCAACUACAACUGUGUGGCUCCUGGCAAACGCUUCCGGCCCAUGGACAACUUGUCAGGGGGGGAAAAAACAGUGGCAGCUCUGGCCCUCCUCUUUGCUAUCCACAGCUACAAGCCAGCCCCCUUCUUCGUCCUGGAUGAGAUCGAUGCUGCCCUGGAUAACACCAACAUUGGCAAGGUAGCAAAUUACAUCAAGGAGCAGUCGACUUGCAACUUCCAGGCCAUCGUCAUUUCUCUCAAGGAGGAGUUCUACACCAAGGCUGAGAGCCUCAUUGGAGUCUACCCCGAGCAAGGGGACUGUGUGAUCAGCAAAGUCCUGACCUUCGACCUCACCAAGUACCCAGAUGCCAACCCCAACCCCAAUGAGCAGUAGCAGUAGUUCUGCCCUCCUGCCCUGUCUGGAUCCCUAAGUUACGCCUCUCCCAGUCUCUGGAUAUUUGGCUCCCAACCUUCCCCUACCUCCUGUCCCUGUUUGGUAAGUCAUGGGGUCUAGGCACUGCUAUCAAGCAUGAAGAGGAACAGAGGUGAUGUUAGUUCUGGAGCAAAAAUUCCUGAGCUUCAGGGAGCAUCCUGGCCUCUGGAACGAGGUGCUGAGCUGAACUGAGCUGAACAGGGCCAUCUGUCCAUCCCCCCCUUCCGCCACCCUGGACCUUACCCCCUCACCCAUAAUCAUGGAUUCCUUGGGCCCCCUGCAUUUUGCUUGUGUGUGGGUAUGUACGUGUGUGUAUAUGUGUCCACAUGUGCGCAUGUGGGUGUGUUUGCAAAAUAAUAAAGAUAUUGGAGACCCAUUUUAGAA
Molecule: messenger RNA, 4212 nt
Organism: Mesoplodon densirostris (Blainville's beaked whale)
Lineage: Eukaryota; Metazoa; Chordata; Mammalia; Artiodactyla; Ziphiidae
Gene: SMC1A
Product: structural maintenance of chromosomes 1A
Exons: 25
Coding region: 88-3789 (1233 amino acids)
Biological process (GO): sister chromatid cohesion
Cellular component (GO): chromosome; nucleus; cohesin complex
Molecular function (GO): ATP hydrolysis activity; DNA binding; protein binding
Source: RefSeq, a predicted model, not a curated record